Messenger RNA from Helobdella robusta, 1942 nucleotides. RefSeq lists its product as hypothetical. NCBI's taxonomy places the organism in Eukaryota, Metazoa, Annelida, Clitellata, Rhynchobdellida, Glossiphoniidae. The record is from RefSeq and is a predicted model, not a curated record. The transcript has 10 exons. Gene Ontology annotation, molecular function: protein binding. Bases 51 to 1526 code for a protein of 491 amino acids.
ACUGGAUUAGUUUCGAUAUUGUUCUGAUCGAACAUAUUUAACGUAUUUUAAUGGCGGCUCUCCUCGAUCUAGAGCAUUUUGAUUUAAAAAACACGGGAGAUUUAGUUCAACAGACAGCUGCAUUCCUAUGGCUGCACAAAGGUGAUGAAUAUAAAGAUUUGUAUAAGAAAGUUACUGGCCUCAGAGUUGCCAAUGAAUUGUUUCAUAGAAUAACUCAGAAAGAUGACAUUGAACAACUGCAGGCUCAAUGUAUUAGAGAUGUUGCUGACUAUGUGAAGAAGCAUCCGAAGGCCACUGAAUCUGAGCUUGUUAGGGAAAUAACAAAACUCGUUAAGGAGUUCAAAGCUAAAGUAUUGAAAGAGCACGACGCCGGUGUUAACGUGCUGGCGAUGAAUGACGAAGAAACAGUUUUGGCUACUGGUGGCGAUGAUAAUGCAGUCAGGCUGUGGUCAGUCAGUGGUGACGCUGAAACCGAAUGUCUCGCAUUAUUGGAUGGUCACACAGGCUAUGUGAAUUGUUUAACAUUUGACGACAUCUACCUCAUAUCUGGCAGUGCCGACAAAUCCAUCCACAAAUGGAACAUAACCUCAUUCAAAUGCGACCUCGUCUUUCAAUCACACAAAUCAGUCGUCAACAGGUUGAUAGUCAGUGGUGACUAUUUAUUCAGCAGUUCGUAUGACCAAACAGCAAUCAAAUGGGACUUCAAUACAGGAGAAUGCCUGACAGUUUACACCGGACACAGGCUGGGUGUUUAUCCGUUAGCAUUUAUUCCUGGCGGUACCAGCCGGUCCACUGAUUACCAUUACAACGACUACCGAGGUGAUAUUCUCGUUACGGGCUCAUCAGAUCACACGGCCAUAAUGUGGAAGGUUGGUAGCGGAAAGGUUCUGUUCAUGUUGGAAGGGCACAGUGGAGGGAUAACUUGCCUGGCUCUGGAUGAUGCGGCAAAAAAUAUUUUCACCGGUUCUAUGGACAAGACGAUAAGAUGCUGGAGUGUGGAUGGUGGCGAGAUGAUACGUAUGUUUGAAGGACACAGCAAUUCUGUCAUAUGCAUGAUCGUGAAAGGAAAAUUAAUGUACAGUGGCAGUUCUGAUAGGACGGGUAAAUCGUGGAUCAUUGAAUUUGGAGAUAGUACUCGAACAUAUCACGGUCACGAGCAUACUGUUACGUGUAUAAAAUAUGACGACGGCACAGUUUUUACAGGAUGUGGCGACGGCAUAGUUAGAUGCUUUGAUUCAAAAGCAGGUACUUUAAAAAGGACACUGGCUGGUCACACUUUGGCUGUGAAUUCAAUUCUGAUUAAAGGAGAGAAAUUGUUCAGCGGAUCAAAUGAUGGCACCUUGAGGAUCUGGGACAUAUCCGACAUGACUGAUGAAACGGCAUUUGCAAGCGAACAAAAACGGAAAAAGAAAGUGGAGAAAACUGUAAAAGACAAAAGCAAUAGUGACCACCGACAACAGCAUGCUGCACAAACAAGCAACAAAUCUCGUAAUAACGAUAAGAUAACUAUUGAAGAUGAUUUUUGAUUGGAGAAUAAUUUAAUACAGUUUAUUUGUUCAUUGAUUAUGUGUAUUAUUUGAGUUAAAUAUUUUAAUUUUGUGUAAAAUAUAUAGAAAAUAUUCUAAGCGUAUGAUAUAAAAAUGUAACUGAAACGUGGAAAAUUGUUUUGGCUGAUGGCAACAUACAUUUAUUAAGACUCAUUAAAAUCUCGAAAAAUUGCGAUCUAGUGUUUGCUUUUUGCAUUUUGUACAGGUAUUAUUUAAUAAUUUUGUACAAAUAUGAACAAAGUUUAAAGUGUUUAAAUGUUCUUACAACCUGGAAUUGCUUCUUCCAUUAUUAUUUGAGGUUAUUUAAAUGCUUUAUUUACAUGGAUUUUUUUUACCGGCAGCCAUUUUAUUUAUAUCUAUGUUAAUAAAAUAAUACGUUUAGAAAUUAAAUAAAA